Zophobas morio is the source of this 689-nucleotide messenger RNA. RefSeq names its product calcium and integrin-binding protein 1-like. NCBI's taxonomy places the organism in Eukaryota, Metazoa, Arthropoda, Insecta, Coleoptera, Tenebrionidae. The record is from RefSeq and is a predicted model, not a curated record. Gene Ontology annotation, molecular function: magnesium ion binding; calcium ion binding. Bases 30 to 608 code for a protein of 192 amino acids. The transcript is spliced from 5 exons.
UUGUUAUUACUCAGUUAGUUGUCACCUUCAUGAUGGGUUCAACAAGUAGCGCUUUUUCCCAUUUGACGGAAGAUAUCCUGGAUGAGUAUUCUAUGCUGACUUACUUAAGCAAAACCGAAAUUUUGAACUUGUACAAGACUUUUACCAACUUAGGCAACGAAAAUUUACAAAAUUUCAACUACCGUUACUCCAUCCCACAAAUAGAAGAGGCAUUUCCGCAAUUAAAGUUUAAUCCUUUCAAAGAUAGGAUAUACAAAGUAUUUUCGUCACAAAAGGAUGACAGACUUUCCUUUGAGGAUAUUUUAGACUUGUGUUCUGUGAUGUCUCAGAAAUGUCCUGAUAAAGUAAAAGCGGCGUGGGCUUUCAGAGUUUUUGAUUUCGAUGAAGACAGCGCUGUUGGUGAGGAAGACUUAAUGAAGGUAAUUGACAGACUGACUGACUAUCAUAAAAGCGGCAACCGUAUCGAAGAGAACCACCAAAAGCACAUAAUACAAGUGUUACUUAAAGAAAUGGAUCUGGAAGCCAACGGCACCAUCGGUCAAUCAGAAUUUGAACAUGCCGUCGGGAAAAUGUCGGACUUUCCACAGUCGUUCCGUUUUAGAUUUUAAGUGCUAUACAUUCGACUUUUUUUUUGAUAAACAUAGUUAUACAUUACUUACGUUAACAAUAAAAUCAUCUUUUAUAUUGGA